Jatropha curcas is the source of this 1622-nucleotide messenger RNA. RefSeq names its product Mitochondrial substrate carrier family protein (gene BAC2). Gene Ontology annotation, biological process: transmembrane transport. Gene Ontology annotation, molecular function: transmembrane transporter activity. The record is from RefSeq and is a predicted model, not a curated record. Lineage: Eukaryota; Viridiplantae; Streptophyta; Magnoliopsida; Malpighiales; Euphorbiaceae.
ACAAUCACCAAAAAACGUGCUCUCUCACUCUUCUCCUUCUUCAUCUUUCUCUUCAAUUCUACUUUUCUUAAAGAUUAUUUUCCUUUUCUGGGUUGAGUAGGGAAGUAAAGAUCUUUUGAAAUAUAUAUAUUUUUUCUAUAUUUUGAGAGGAAAAGAGCAUUAAAAGGUAGAUUUAUCAGAAACGUUUUUCCUUUUUAUUCAAAACUAAAAAGAAGGUAUAUACCUCUCUACAUCAAAAUUAGGCAGGAUACUUGUGAAUUUUGGAAAAAGUAGGCGAUUAAGAAGAAAGUAUUGAGAGCUCUGUUUUUUGGCAGAAAGUUGCCGUUUUUAUAUGUUUUCAAUUUUUCAUGCGUGUAAGCAAAGGUGAUUUUAUGUCUUGAUUAUUGGAUGAUAAUCACAGGCAUAUAAUAAAGUUUUUGUCAAGAUCAAGAUUUUGAGGUAUUUCAUAGAAUGAGAGAUAAGGUAUAAUGGAUUUUUGGCCAGAGUUUCUUGCUAGUAGUUGGGGGAAAGAAUUUGUUGCUGGUGGGUUUGGCGGCGUUGCAGGUGUAAUAUCUGGUUAUCCACUUGACACCCUGCGUAUCAGGCAACAACAGAAUGCCAAAUCUGGCUCUGCCUUGAGCAUCCUCCGCCGUGUUGUGGCUACAGAAGGGCCUGGUGCACUCUAUAGGGGGAUGGCUGCACCCUCAGCAUCAGUCACCUUUCAGAAUGCUAUGGUUUUCCAGAUCUAUGCCAUCCUUUCUCGAGCGUUCGACUCUUCUGUUUCAGUUAAUGAUCCUCCUUCCUACAAAGGUGUUGCCAUAGGAGGAGUUGGCACCGGAGCAUUGCAAAGCAUAAUGCUAUCACCUGUUGAAUUGGUGAAAAUCCGCCUUCAACUGCAGGACAAAAGUCAAUCAAAACUCCAUCAGAUGGAUUGUCAUAAAGGUCCAAUAAGUGUGGCUAAAAGUAUAAUAAGAAGAGAGGGUGCAAGAGGAAUAUAUCGCGGCUUUACGAUCACUAUGCUUAGAGAUGCACCCUCUCAUGGCUUCUACUUUUUUACGUAUGAGUACAUGAGGGAACAACUUCACCCUGGCUGUAGAAAGACAGGUCAAGAAAGCUUACAAACAAUGCUGGUAGCAGGAGGACUAGCAGGAGUUGCUAGUUGGGUCUGUUGCUAUCCAUUAGAUGUUAUCAAAACUAGAUUACAAGCUCAAACACCAUCUUCGCCGCACAAGUAUAAUGGCAUUUUGGAUUGUUUUCGCAGAAGUGUUAAAGAAGAAGGCUAUAGCGUGCUCUGGCGUGGUUUGGGCACUGCUGUUGCAAGAGCUUUUGUUGUCAAUGGAGCAAUAUUUUCUGCUUAUGAGAUUGCAUUAAGGUGUUUGUUUAACAAUGGAAACAUUCAAGCAGAGAACAGGAUUUAGGAGAAAUUUAUCUUUUUUGGUUAUAAUGGUUAUCAUUAUUUAUCUGUAGUUACAAUUUUAAAGCAGAAUCAAAUUGCAUAUGGCAUGCAAUUUCAACGAGGAAAUUGUAAGUUCAUAUGCAGAGACAAGAACAUAACAAAAUGAUCUUGUUUCCAAAUGAAACUUUGCCCCCUCUAUGUGUGUGAUAUUAACAAUGAUGAAAUAAAAAAUGCAUAUAUCAGGCCA